Molecule: messenger RNA, 1464 nt
Organism: Aaosphaeria arxii CBS 175.79
Lineage: Eukaryota; Fungi; Ascomycota; Dothideomycetes; Pleosporales
Product: vitamin H transporter
Exons: 6
Coding region: 1-1464 (487 amino acids)
Biological process (GO): transmembrane transport
Cellular component (GO): membrane
Molecular function (GO): transmembrane transporter activity
Source: RefSeq, a predicted model, not a curated record
AUGGCAAUGGCAUCUCACUCCGGUGUGCCGCGGCGGAAAUGGUGGAAGAUUCAAUGGUUCUCAAUUGAUGAUACACCCGAGGAGAAAAAGUUCAUCACAAAGCUUGAUCUGGUCUUGGUGCCAUACAUUUUGGUCUCUUACUGGGUCAAGAACUUGGACCAGAACAACCUCAACAAUGCCUAUGUUGGCGGUAUGAAAGAAGAACUUGGGUUCUACGGCAAUGAACUCAUCCGGUUACAAACGAUGUAUAUCAUCGGAGCGGUUUUGGGGCAGAUACCGUUCCUAUUCAUCUUCACAUAUCUACCAAUGUACUGGCUGAUUCCCGGAAUGGAUAUUCUCUGGGGCGUUGCCACGCUGCUGCAGUUCAGGGCCCAAUCGUUCGCGGAAAUGGCUGCAUAUCGUUUCUUGGUGGGAUGGUUUGAGCAAUGCCACUUCGCAUUGGAACCGGUCAUUGACAAAACCAUAGGCUCUUGGUAUCGUGGUCACGAGAUCAGUCGUCGUGGAGGAGUAUGGUACACUGGACUACCCAUAGGUACCCUAACGGCAGGACUUGUUCAGGCCGGUGCCACCAGGGGUCUUGAGGGUGUUCAUGGCCUCUCUGGGUGGAGAUGGAUGUACAUCAUCUGCGCUAUCAUUACCAUACCCGUUGGAAUUGUCGGCUACUUUGUAAUCCCUGGCACUAUCGACAAGCCAAACAGAUACGUUCUUAACGACAACGACUUAGCUAUUGCGCGCCAGCGCCUUGGUAAAAACGGCCACAAGGUACAGGGAAAACUCAAGUUUCAUCACAUCAAGAAGAUCAUGUCUAGCAAACACUUCUGGAUUGUCGUCUUUGUCGACGUGUUGUUCUGGAAUGCUGGCAUUAAUUCGGGCGCGUUUCUGCUAUGGCUCAAGAGCUUGAAGAGGUACGACUCGGCGACUGUGAACGAAUACGGCACAAUUCCUCCAGCAGCUGGAAUCUUUUUCACAUUAUUUGCGAACUUCUCGUCCGAUCUGCUGUGGGGACCUGUGUGGGCCAUCACGUUCGCAAGCGGCAUGAACACAAUCACAAAUCUAAUCUUAACCAUAUGGCAUGUCCCCGAAUCCGCGAAAUGGUUCGCUUACUGUAACUACGGCUGGUCGUUCGCUCUCUCCAGCGUCCUACAUGGCUGGGUCAACAACAUGCUCCGCGAUUCUCCAGAAAUGCGUUCGUUUACGCUAGUAUUCAUAAACAUCAUAGCGCAAUCAUCCACCGCUUGGACUGGGCUGUUAGCAUACCCGACAGUCCAAGCGCCGCGAUUCCCCAGAGGUUAUGCCUUCUCUCUUUCAAUGUCUACGUCUUUGAUUGUCGGAGCUCAUCUCUUGAACCUGUAUCUGAAGAACAGGAAGGAUUCCAAGGCAAUCGAUCCGUCGCAUACGUCGGAUGGUGAUGAUACGGAUAUACUUGAAAGGAGAGCAAACGUAACAUUGUCUCAACCAUUUUAA